UUUCCUUUACUUAGCACAUUACUCCGGUGUCCGACAGAACACACGGAGGGGAGGGUUUCUAGUUGUCAUUAUUCAUUGAAUACAUUGUAUGCAAGGUUCCGUCGAUGUAAUUGUUACAAUGAACCGCAGAAGGUUCAUAACAAGACUACUUAACCAGGAAACGAAAACAACUUGCCGAUGACUAGCGACACAACGAAAAUAUCUGUAUAUAACGUUACAUAGCUAGCUACUGAAUAGCUCUAAGGUAGUUAGCUAGCUAGUGGUGGUUCUUACGAAGAUGGCGGGGGUGUUUGAAGUGGAGGUAGACGGUGUAGAGCACAAUCAUGAUCAUGGACAUCACGCAGAAGAGGCUGUGCAGAUUGAUAUCUCCCAGCUCUCACCAGAGGAGAAAUGGAGGUUAGAGCAUGCCAGGAUGCAUGCCAAACAUAAGGGCCACGAGGCAAUGCAUGCUGAGAUGGUACUCAUCCUUAUUGUCACACUUGUCAUCGCUCAGCUCGUGCUGGUACAGUGGAAGCAGAGACACCCGAAAUCGUACAACAUGAUAACGUUAUUCCAGAUGUGGAUAGUACCACUGUACUUCACCACGAAAUUGCACUGGUGGCGAUUUCUUGUAACUUGGUUCAUCUUCUCCCUGGUGACUGCUUUUGUUACCUUCCGUGCCACACGAAAGCCACUCACGUGUACCACUCCAAGGCUUGUAUAUAAAUGGUUCCUCUUGCUGUACAAGAUCAGCUACACCACAGGGAUCAUUGGAUACAUUGUCAUCAUGUUUACCCUCUUUGGCCUUAACCUGCUUUUUAGGAUAAAGCCAGAAGACGCUAUGGAUUUUGGUGUGUCUUUGCUCUUUUAUGGUCUAUACUAUGGUGUCCUCGGCCGUGACUUUGCAGAGAUGUGUGCUGACUUCAUGGCCUCAACCAUAGGGUACUACACAACAUCUGGUAUGCCUACCAAAAGCCUGUCCGACAACAUUUGUGCUGUUUGUGGCCAGCCAAUUCUGGUGGAUGUCAGUGAAGAAGGCAUCAUUGAAAACACCUACAGAUUGUCCUGCAACCAUGUAUUCCAUGAGUUCUGCAUUAGGGGCUGGUGCAUUGUGGGGAAGAAACAGACUUGCCCGUACUGCAAAGAGAAGGUGGACCUGAAAAGGAUGUUCAGCAACCCGUGGGAGAGGCCACAUGUUAUGUAUGGACAGCUGUUGGACUGGCUUCGCUAUCUGGUUGCGUGGCAACCAGUAAUAAUUGGACUAGUGCAAGCAAUUAACUACUUUUUAGGACUGGAAUGAAAGUGACUAAAAAUGUCAGAAAAGAGAUUAAUAACAUGGACAGUAACUCCUCAUACGCGAACGGACACCUCUUGGACCCAUGACGAAAAGUGUGUUUGUUUUUUUUUGUUUCUAAAUGUAUUUUGAGUGUACAUGCACAAUAAGUGCUUACUGGUAUUAAAACUAAUCUGAAUUGUACAA
Messenger RNA from Sardina pilchardus (European sardine), 1459 nucleotides. It is a transcript of the gene rnf121, whose product is annotated as ring finger protein 121. The coding region runs from base 278 to 1279 and encodes 333 amino acids. Gene Ontology annotation, molecular function: ubiquitin protein ligase activity; metal ion binding. The record is from RefSeq and is a predicted model, not a curated record. The transcript is spliced from 9 exons. Lineage: Eukaryota; Metazoa; Chordata; Actinopteri; Clupeiformes; Clupeidae. Gene Ontology annotation, cellular component: Golgi membrane; endoplasmic reticulum membrane.